AUGGCAAGUCAAGAAAAUGUUGUCAAUAAAAAUAUUCUAGUUGAAAGAAUAAAGGACAAAAUCUCCGAAGAAAAAAGAUUAGUCGGAAAAAUCAUUAGUCAAGUAAAAUUAGUGAGAAAAAAAGCUAAAACUCCCUUAAAUAUCGACGAAAAGCAAUUACGAGUUCAUUUAAGCGAAACAAUAAAAGUUCCGAGAAAAACAAAUUAUUAUAUUGAACCUAACUUACGCAAAAAAUUUAUGAAAGAAAAAAACAAGGAAGAAUUUGUCAUUUUCCAGGAAAAGUUACGAAAAUUGGAAAGUGAGUAUUCAGCAACCAAAGAAAAGUUAAAGAUGUAUGGUUUGGAUGGCGAUUUUUCGGAAAAUGCCGAUUGGGUAUUAUUGGAAGAAAAAAAAAACAAAUUACAAACCAAAAUUGAUUUACUAAAAGCCAAAAUGACCGAAACGAACCAGGAAGACGAGAAAAUUAUCACUUAUCGUCUGCUAGCCACUGGUGAGGAAAAAACUAUCAAAGUAACUAAUUGGGAAAUUGACCCCUUUCAAGGCCGCAUUUCUUUUACUAGUCCGCUAGGCCUAGCCUUAAUCAAUAAAAAAGUCGGAGAAAUUAGCGAAGUGCAGACUAAUCAACAAAAUUAUAAAAUUCAAAUUUUAGCCAAAGAAUAA
Molecule: messenger RNA, 660 nt
Organism: Entrophospora sp. SA101
Lineage: Eukaryota; Fungi; Glomeromycota; Glomeromycetes; Entrophosporales; Entrophosporaceae
Source: the annotation of a GenBank genome assembly